AUGGCUUCCAAAAAGGUGCUCUGCUGGGGAAUUGUUGUUCCUCCCACGCCGUUGGCGGAUGCCCCUGCGUCACGGCACCCUCAUGGUCAUGUUGUUCACGGGAAAGCGAUGCCUCGCACCGCCUCUGCCAUCCACCUUGAUCUACCGCAGCGGACCAUGAGUGGGUCGGCAGAGGCAAGCAAGCUGAAAGCAAUUGGCUGCGGCGGAAGCAGACAUCUCCCAAGCACCAUCAAGCUCGCCAUGCUGACUCGUGCUUGCUUGCAGCCGUCCCCUUGGUGCGAAUCGGCCUGCGGCCUGUCGUCAAAUCAUCGCCGCACCCUGCGGGCGUCAUGUCGGCCAAGGCAACUCCGGAAUUUCGUUGCCUUCGGUUGCUCCUCGUCGUCGUCGAGGGACCAUACUUACUUGCAUGAACGCACCCGUCCGUCCACGCGGAGCUUCGACGGAUACCCAUAUGACAGGUACAUCCUGCUCCGUGUACUUACUUAUAUCGUGCGGGAUCCGGCCGUGAUUCCCCUGCGCGGUACACCUCGUCUCUCCUCCCUCACCAACCGUUCCUCUCCUUCAUCCCCUUCCGCCGCCCGUCUUCACCAGCAGAGGAAAAGGAGGAGCGUUGGCGGAGAGAUCAUGGCGCGCACCUCACUCCUUCUGUCUCUCGCCGUCGCGCCCCUGGCCGUGCUGGCCCAUCGUGCCUGUGACGAUGCCGUGCCCCGCGCGUACAUGUUGGAGCUCAAGAGGGACUGCCCCCCUCAUGUUCUCGACGAAGCCAUCGGCGAGAUUGGCACGAUCCGCUUGAAUCUCGUCUCGGACAUCUACACUGGCGUCUCCUUCCAGGUGGACGACGUACCCGACGCCGACGAGCGGGCCGAUGGGCUCGCCAAGCACCCUUGCGUUCAAGCCAUGUCCCCCGUCUGCCGCUUCAAGGUGGUCAAGUCCACGAGGAGACGGCCUCGGACCGACCCUACCUCGGACCGGGCCAACUGGAAGAGGCACGCCUCGGCAAACGUGACGGAGGAUACCUUUGAGCCUCAUGUCAUGACCCAGGUGGACAGGCUGCGGGCCUUGGGAUACACGGGAACGGGCGUUAGGAUCGCCGUCAUCGACUCGGGUAUCGACUUUACGCACCCGGAUCUUGGUGGCUGCUACGGCGGAACCUGUCUCGUCUCCUUCGGUGCCGAUCUCGCAGGCGAUUACGGCAACGGGACCAACCCGGAUGCCCCUAGUUUGCCCAUGGACGGAACUGGCCACGGCACUCAUGUCGCCGGCAUCGUCGCCGGCCAGCCGAACGAGCUUGGCUUUUCCGGCGUUGCUCCGGGCGCGAAGCUCGGCGCGUACCGCACCGAGGGCCUCGAUGGCCAAGCCGAGGAUGACUUCUUGACCGCCGCAUACCUGAGGGCCUACAACGACAAGGUCGAUGUUAUAGUCACCUCCAUAUCCAUCAUUGGCGGUUGGCCCCAUCACAUUUUCGCCACUACGAUACAGAGCAUCGUCGAAAAGGGGGUUCCGUGCGUCGUCUCGGCAGGUAACGAUGGUGACAUUGGCUAUUUCAACAGCCAUUCGCCCGCCACGGCAAAGGGGGCCAUGUCGGUUGCCACCUUCAUCAGCAUCGCCAAUACCACCCUCGAGCACAAGGCCAAGUACGUCGUCGAUGACGGUGGAGCUGUCGUCGGCUUCAACUACAAGCCUGCCGAACCUAGCGCCUGGGGUAAAACCCGGCUCGGGCUUUACACGGCGAGCACGAACACUACCGACCAUCCUCAUGAUGCUUGCGGUGCGCUGCCGGAGAGCACUCCCGACCUGGCCAAUAAGAUUGUCCUGAUCCAUCCCGGCAAUUGCUCCUACACAACUCAAGCCAAGAAUCUGGCCGCUUUGGGGGCCAAGUAUCUCAUCUUUUACGAUGCUAACUUGGAGAGAAUUAGCCUGUAUGGCAUUGACGGGAUCCGAGCCGGUGCCCAGGUAUCUCCUGAUGUAGCUCAAGCCUGGAUCGACGCCAUCAAGGACGGCAAGGCGGUUACCCUAGACAUGGAGACGGACCUGCGCCUGACUACGAUCCGGAAUAGUACCAUCGACGGUGCCCUCAACUAUUGGACUAAUCUAGGCCCUACCUUCGAGAUGGGUAUUACGCCGUCGUUCGGCGCCCCCGGCGGAAGCAUCAUUUCCACCUAUCCCAAAUCCUACAGCGAAGGCUACAAAGUAUUCUCCGGCACAUCCAUGUCCACCCCGCACGUGGGUGGCAUCGUUGCCCUCAUCGGUCAGAUUCGCGGUACCUUUGACCCUGCGCUGAUCAACGGCCUAUUAACUUCCACCGCGAAACCCCAGCUCUUUCACGAUGGAAACAAGUUCUACGGCUUUUAUGCCCCGGUUGCUCAACAGGGUGCCGGUCUCGUUCAAGCGUACGAUGCGGCUUUUGCCACCACGCUUCUGGAGCCUGCUUCCUUGGCCUUUAACGAUACGGAUCACUAUAUCAAGUCCCGGAAGGUGACGGUGAGAAAUACGGGUGACAAGGAAGUUACCUACAACAUCUCUCACGUGCCCGCCAUGACCGUCUAUGUCCUCGAUAAAGGAGCCAUUCAGCCUGCUCCGUUCCCUUCCACACGAGUCAAGAGGGAGGCGACAUUUCGCUUUAGCCGGGACACCAUCACGUUGGGCCCUGGGCAGGAGGCUUCGUUCGAUGUUGAGCCGACGCCUCCCUCCGGCGUGAACGCGAAGCGCCUGGCCCUGUGGUCGGGCUGGAUCAAAAUCAACGGGACCGAUGGCUCGGCGCUGUCUGUACCGUACCAAGGCCUCGUGGGCUCGCUGCAUAACGCAACCGUUAUGUUGCCCAACAAGACCUGGAUGGCGCGUGCCAAAGACUAUACCUUUGCUGUUGCCGAUUCCUUUACGCUGCCGAAGCAGGGCGAGAAGCUGCAGGACGAGGCCGGGCUGCCUUCGCUUGUUACCAACCUUACCUUCGGGACGCCCAAUCUGACGGCGCACGUUGUACCCAUAACAGACGACCAGAAUAACGGAACGACGGAGAAUUGGAGGUCCACCAAUAUCGGCCAGAUGCACAGCUUCCCGCUAGAGUACCUCUCCCGAUAUCUGAGAGCGGUCACUUGGUACGGUAAACUCGACUCGGGCGAUUACGCACCGAAUGGCACGUACAAGAUCAUCGUCCGCGCAUUGAGGAUCUUCGGCGAUGUCACGAAUGAAGCCCACUGGGAAACCAGCGAGACGCCGCCGUUUAAAAUCACGUACGAGGGAUGA
This is a messenger RNA of Drechmeria coniospora, 3243 nucleotides long. RefSeq lists its product as uncharacterized. The coding region runs from base 1 to 3243 and encodes 1080 amino acids. The record is from RefSeq and is a predicted model, not a curated record. The transcript is spliced from 4 exons. Gene Ontology annotation, biological process: proteolysis. Lineage: Eukaryota; Fungi; Ascomycota; Sordariomycetes; Hypocreales; Ophiocordycipitaceae. Gene Ontology annotation, molecular function: tripeptidyl-peptidase activity; serine-type endopeptidase activity. Gene Ontology annotation, cellular component: membrane; cell wall; cytosol.